Fusarium musae is the source of this 2001-nucleotide messenger RNA. RefSeq lists its product as uncharacterized. Bases 1 to 2001 code for a protein of 666 amino acids. The record is from RefSeq and is a predicted model, not a curated record. NCBI's taxonomy places the organism in Eukaryota, Fungi, Ascomycota, Sordariomycetes, Hypocreales, Nectriaceae. The transcript is spliced from 2 exons.
AUGGUCUACAUGGAAGAGCAAUGGAAGAAUAUCGCAUGGGUCUUCCUAGACUGUGCAGUUCCCGAGAUUCCAAACCUGGAUACGUUAGGAGAUGUGGAAUCAUCGUUGAUGGAUCGCAUAGCGAAGGAUAAAGUCUUUGGCGAAAGCGAGAAGAAAGAAACGCCUCGUUCCGUUCACGUCCUUUUCUCCUCUGCCGGCACUGGUAAAACACGACAGAUAUUCGAACUGUUACAAAAGCAGUGGGGAUUUUAUCUUCUUGCCCCGAAUCUGGCCCCAACUGCGGAACAGUCAAAGCAUGAAGGCAUAGACAUGAUAGAUACGAAACGAUAUUCGGCAUCAAGAGACACGUAUACCAUGUUUGUGGAUCAUCCACAAAUGAUUCCAGAGUGUAUCUCCGAAGAAAUCAAUGUCUUCAGGCCUAUUAUCGUCGCGCGUGUUGCUAUGCUUUACGAGUUUUUGCGCAGUAAACAUCCUGACCAACUGUUCAAGGCCUCAUUGUAUCACUGUUUCGAUGAAGCACAACUUACUCUCGAUGACCCUCGGGUUUCCUCGAUGCUCAGUCACCUUUACGCAACACUCACACUAAUGUAUAUUACACCAUGGAGUGGCCAUAACACCGAAGAACGCGCUGAUGAGGAUAUGGAGGAUCAAGAGAGUGACGCAAUGUCAUUGCAGACCAGUGAUGACAUGCCAUAUGUAGACCCUAUCCUGGUGAUUUCUGGAACAUCGCUUCGUCUGGAAGUGCUUAAAGAAAAUCUUGCCACCUACUCUUCAGAUGCAUGGGGUGAAGGCGAAAAAGCAGUGAAGAAGUGGGAUCGUUAUCGCAUUGACGAUACGUUUCAACUCGUUGCAUCUGAUGCGGACUUUUGGGCGCUCUACGAGAGACAUACGAAUGAUAUCCUCAAAGAAUUCAGAAACUUUAGAGGUGGAGAAGAAACUGGAGACUUGUCAAGAUUGCCCCUUUUGAGCCGCAGUGGUCGGCCCUUACCGUUUGAGUCAUCUGAGGUUGACCUGGAUAUGGUUGAGGCAUGGGUACGGAGACCAUUGGAAGUUCCUACGACGCAGGAAUUUCUGGCCCUGUUUAAACAAGCAUACUGCCUGAUGGAAAGUGACAGGACUUCUACUGAGACCCCCCCAAUCCAUCUAGAAGAGCUUCUCGAGAAUCGAAAUUCGGAAGCUGUUGCUUCGCUUGUCACUCUGAGUCUCUCUCAACUCCUCAAGACCGAUACAGUACCGGGAGCGGAUAAUUUGGCUCUGUCGUUGCUAGAAUUACUGGCCGAUCAUGGAAAUAACGCUAUAGACCAAAUGGCUUCCAUCUUUCAGAACAUAAAUCCCCGAGUGGCGACUCCCAGUACUUCACUCAGUGGAAUAGCAGCGACCUUACAUACUGGCCUGAGGAACCUGUACAUCCGAAAGAUGAUUAAGUCACACAGUAUUGGUCAGCGCGGGCGAUAUAGAUGGUCAACGGUCUACAUCGAGGAACUGAUGCUCCUUUUUCCGCGCUUGACCAGCCCAGGAUCGACUCUGUCCGAGAUACAGAUAAUCAUUGAGGAGGCAGAAAGUAGAACGACAGUUGCAGCCAUAGAUGCUCUCAAAGGUCAAAUUCGCAAGAUGAAGUCAGCUGGGAAGGAAGAGUUAGUUCAGGACCUCUUUCGCGCUGGAAUCAGAGCAGAGAUGAUGAGCUCCCCUACCAUCUUUGUGAAACCAAACUUUGCACAGCUUGUCACCUACGGAUUUGCAUUAGUUCAGAAGGACGGCGAUACCAUAAGAUACACGUUUUCUGAGCCGAUAGCUGUUCGGGCAGUGAUGGAGUAUCUUCGAACGGAAGGUGGAAACGAGUAUCAGGAUCUCAUGCUGCAGUGGCUUGUUCAUACACAAGAUGAUUAUGAAGUUCGAGCAAUGUUCGGGAAGGCUACGGAGUGGUUUGUUGCAAUGGCAAGAUAUCCCAAACACAUUUAUCAGAUGGGCAAGAGACUAAUUGAUGGUGUUGCAGUCCUUUGA